AUUCUCUUCUCUUCUCUCUCUCUCUCCAAAUCAAGCAAUAUGUCGACGACACACCUGAACCGUUCGAUCUUUAUCUCUCUCCUCCUCCUUCUCAUCGCUUCUUCUCGAACCGCUGGAGCAAACCGGACGAUGACGACAUCAAGAACAAACUUCCGUUACCGAACUCACCGACUCGUCCCGAGGGUUGUUCACAUCCCGUACUACGUGACUCCUUGUGACUCUUUCUCUCGUCCUUACGCGCGUUCUAUGUGCCUUGAGCUUCAAAGAAUCCACCGUAGUAGUACCGCGAAGCAGCCAUUUGUUUCCCCUCCUCCUCCUCCUCCUCCGCCGGAGAUUGAUCCAAGGUACGGCGUCGAUAAAAGACUCGUCCCCUCCGGUCCUAAUCCUCUUCACAACUAAAACUCUCGCGGUCUUUCCCCAGUUUAUCAUAUUCAGAGACCUACCUUACUUACACAUUUUAUAGUUGACAUAUUUUUUGGGCGUUUCUUGGAGUACACGCUUGAGAGAUAUGUGUUCUUCAAGAUUUCUUUUGCCUGAAGACGCAGGUUCAUCAUUUCUUUUGUGAAUCUUUCUUGAAUCUUGAUUAAUAUCUACUCUUUUUGACGAUUUUCUUAGGAUAUUUUGUUGUUUUUUAUCUUUCAAAAAAAUAUCUACUCUUUUGAUCUUGUAAUAACCCUACGUUACAUGGGGAGAUAUUAUUGAUAUUUCCACGCUUGUUUUGUAGA
Messenger RNA from Raphanus sativus (radish), 725 nucleotides. Its product is annotated as CLAVATA3/ESR (CLE)-related protein 9-like. The transcript has a single exon. Lineage: Eukaryota; Viridiplantae; Streptophyta; Magnoliopsida; Brassicales; Brassicaceae. The record is from RefSeq and is a predicted model, not a curated record. Bases 40 to 399 code for a protein of 119 amino acids.